GAAGUAGUUUUCUUGAUCUAUAGCUAUAGCCAGUGAUGUUCCCUGUUUUGUUUUUAUUUUUUCUUGCGGCUGCGUAAGGUAAGGUAAGGUAAGGUAAGGUAAGACAGGACGUGGUGACUUUGUCGCCCCCCUGUGGAUACCACAGGUACACACCGCGUUUGACGAGGUAAUGUUUUUCUCGCAGUAGUAUGAGGAUAACAAGCCAGCCGAUCCGAGUUGCUGUUACUCGCUCCCUCAACCGAGGACGAAUAAGCUAAAAACAUUUUUUCCGAGGAGACUUCUGGUUUAUCGGCGACAGGGAAACCACCGUUUUUUUCCCCUUUCCUGUCGGCGCUGUUUGUUUAUCUUCACGGAGUCGCUCGGCUGGAGUUUGUCUGCGGUCUCUCUGCUGUCCAUGGAUUAACACUAGAGUCGACUCCGAAGCGCUGUCAUAUCAGCUAAAGUGUCAAACUCUGGAUUGUGAUCCUUACGUCACUUGCCAAUAUUCAGCGGCUGCUUUUCCCCCGGUUUGGUUGGAAACAAAGUGGAACUACAGCUAAGUCUAUGCAAAACGAGCGGAAACUUGUUGAAAUACAAUUCGGCAAGUAAACCUUUGGCCAACUGCGGUCAGCUUUACUAGCGGUAGUGGAGAGAUUUAGCUAACAAGGCUAUCAACUUUCUCUGACCGCAGCUGUAAAUAUUUAGGUGGAAGUUUCCUUUAAAAGAUACCGACAGCGGGCAGAUGUCGACAAGCCGAUAAAGUGCAUUUGUCGGAAUUAAAAUGGCACUGACAGUAGCUUAGCCGACUAGCUGUCGCUGUUGCUCCCCGUUCACUUCCAACGCUAUGUUAGCAGUGACAGCUAACGCCAUGUUAACGUUAGAUUCAAACAAGUGGUUCGCUGGAACAGUGUCAGCGUGAAGUUACAGCUUAACUUUAACCUGUUAUCGCCUCGCAGUUUGCCUAGAAAGUCGGAGCAAAUAUAUACUUUGCAAAGUCUUUAUUUAGUCCGCUUUUUUGUCGCACUUAAACAACUUUUAUUAAAGGGAGCUCUGACUGUUAGCCUAGCCGCGUUAGCUUGCCUGCUGCCUUGUAAAAACAUUGAGACAGUGCAGCCAGCCGAGCUGCCUCUGAAGUGACUGGUUUAACCGAUAACGCGAGGAGUGCUUUUAAAAUUCUCAUGGGUUUGCUACAACGCUUGGUGAGAGACUUUGUAAAAUAAGACCCCACCAGCACAGUCUUCCACUCUCUCUCCCCCCCCCCAAAACAAGUAGCUGAAGUUGUUGAACUGCGGCCCGCACCAUGUCCAGCUCCCCGGGCACAGGUGGCUCGAACCCCAGGAAGUUCAGCGAAAAGAUAGCGCUGCACAACCAGAAGCAAGCAGAGGAGACGCGGGCCUUUGAACAGCUGAUGACGGACCUCAAUGUCUCAAGGGUCCAGUUUCAGAAGAUCCAGCAGCUUCGCUUGUCUCAGUCAAGGGUGCAGUACUACGGAGGCUCUUUGCCCAACGUCAAUCAAAUCGGCAACACCAGCACUGAAUUUCAGGGUGGCUUCCCUUCAGGUUUGGACUCGGUGAGAGGGACUCGCCACCACGGGCUGGUCGAGAGGGUCCACAGGGACCGCAACCGUAUCAACUCUCCCCAUCGCCGACCCCUCGACAAGCACGGCCGGCAGAUAGAGAGCUCUCCAUAUGGAGCGGUGUACCUGUCGCCACCUCCGGACAACAACUGGAGAAGGGAACAGCAGCCAUGGACUGAGGAAAAACGGCCGGGGUUUAGAUUAAUAUCACAACUCAACAGAACCAACUCAGACUCUGCUCUUCAUACAAGUGCUAUGAACCCAAACCCUCAGGACCCAUUUGGCAUGAACCAGCAGAUGGGUAGAGGACCCCCACAGCGCAAUGCGAGUGUAAAUGAGGCCGAGGUGGACGGCUCAGGAGACGUCUUCUCCUUCCCCACCAUCCCUAACGAGGAGAACCUCAUGGGUGUCAGUAAGCCUCUACCCAAGCAGCUGUGGCAGGCCAAGAAGGUCCAGUCUCUGGCCUCAAGGCCUAAAUCCUGUGAAGUGCCUGGAAUCAACAUAUUCCCAUCUCCAGAGCAGAACCCCGGGCUGUCCCACUACCAGGGCUCGUUGAGUACCGGGGGCUCCCUGCCCGACCUCAGCAACCUGCAGUUUCCCUCCCCGCUCUCCACGCCGCUGGACCCUGACGACAACAGCGGGUACCCCAACAUCAGCGGGGGCAGCAGCACUGGAAACCUGCCAGCUGCAAUGAUGCACCUGGGCAUCAGCAACACACAAGGUCUCUCCUCCUCUUUGAGUAAUCCGUCAAUCCAGGCUUCCCUCAACAACUGUCAGCUGCAGUCUUCGCUCAGCAAUCCCUCCAUCAACUCGUCCCUGCGCCUGUCCAGCAACUCCCCCCGGCGAAGGCCAGCUCCCAUCAGCCCCCUCACCCUGUCUCCUGGGGCCGAGCAGCGCAGGGGUCUGGCCAAGCAGCUGUCUCCGACCAUGUCGCCCUCGCUGUCCCCCAUCACACAGGGAGUCGCUUUGGAUACCAGCAAUAUGCCAAGGGAGCCUCCUCCACCCUAUCCGCUCUACCAACAACCCCAGCAUGUAGUGGACCAGGGCCGCCAACGCCAGCAGCAGCAGCAGCCCGUCUCUCCACUUCAGAGCAUUCCACUAGACUUCAACACGAGCCAACCCAACAAUUUGGCAGCUCUCUUCAGCGACCCCUUCAUGGAGCCGCAGUUCUCUAAUCGCCAGAACAAGAUGGUCCCCUAUCAGUUGGAUCAGUUCGGUCUGUUGGAAAACACAAUGAGCUCCACAGCAGGGGGGUCCUGCUUCGAUCCGUCGUCCGCCUCCCUCUAUUACUCGCAGGCUGCUCAGUCAGGGAUGGGUGGCAGCCAUGGCAGCCUGCAGGACCAGAUGCACAUGAGGUCCAAUAUGUUGUACUCAAACUGCAGCGGAGGACUGCCCAACAUCAUACUGACUGACGACUCCAACCCCAGUCUGUCCAAGGACAUCAGCAGUGCGCUCUCCACGGUGCCCGAAUGUUUUGACUCAGAGGUAGGCUUCCCGUUGGAGGAUGAGCUGCGCAUCGAGCCCCUCAGCCUGGACGGACUGAGCAUGCUCAGUGAUCCUGACAUGGUGCUGCCGGACCCAUCUGUGGAGGAUACUUUCCGCAGUGACAGACUCUGAAUGUGAAGAGCACCACAUGUCUAAAGAAAACACACACUCACACUCUCACUCUCUCACACACACACACACACACACAAACACAGAUUUGCAGUGUAUAGUGUACAAAUCUGAAUCUGCAUGCAAACAAUCCAUGUAGGGCCACUGUGCAUGCAUCCACUGCCACUAAGAAAUGUGAAAGACGCCCACAUGGUCAUGCCCACUUUUGAAGAAGGAGACUUGUGAACAAACACUGUUUACGCCUGCUCUGAGCAAAGUUCCCCUCAUGCACGCUUGAGCCUCCCCCGCCCCAACACACACACAGACACACACACAUAGCCCCUCCCGGCCCGUCUCCACACUCAAAACCUCGAGGAAGUCCGACAGGAGCUCGAGUGCUCCCGCUCCUUUCACUCAUCACCAGCUCACAACGCCCUACACCCACCCCGCUCCGAGCCAUGGCAACGUCAUCACCAUGGUUACGCACCAUAGCGACUCCGCCGCUGCUCCAAAAGGUGACGCGAACGCCAGCACGCGAUUUACGUUUCUUCAAACGUACGAGUGGAGCUGCGAUGAAGUCCGUUCAAACACCUGCACGACUUUGUUCUGCAGGAAAGUCAGAUCCAGCUGUGCCCUGGCUGCAGAAGAAGUGAAGCUCACCGGGCUUUGAGCUUUGCAAAUGUGUUUUGCAUUUGGCGUCAGAUGAUUUUUGAGAUGUUUGCCACAGAUUUGUGAAUACACGCUUACACACUCGUAUACAAGCCUCAGCGUCAGUGUGACUAGAAUGUAUUUACCCACUCGACAAAAAGGGCAAACUGUUUACAAAGAGGACAUUUUGAUAUUACUACUAAAGAGUUUAGAUUUGUGAAUUUUCUUACGGAGAAGUCUGAUUCUGAGACGUUUUGUUUAUUUGCAUUUUUGAUGGAUCUCCACUUUCCUGCGUCACACGUGAGUGGGCUGUGACACUGGGACGAAUCUGCUUCAAAGGAACCACACAUUUGGAAAGUCAUGUGUACGUUCACUGCGUGUGAUUUUAUUUUACAUUUUGUACCGACUUCUAAUGACGCUUAAAAAAAAAAAGACAAGAAAAAAGGGGGCGGGGCAUGCGCUGUGCUACUUGGGUUAAUUAUGUGUUUGUCUUCUGUAGCAGUACAUAGCUCCCCUCCCUCCACCAGCACUCUGUGGCUGAAGCUGCUGAGUUGUUCAGGGGGCGCUCGAUCACGUGGACUCCGGACUUCGUGUAACGUUGCACUUAACCUCUUUUGCACUAAUUGAUUCUCAUUGUGUAGUUUCUUUGUUUAAACCUACAAACCCAAAGAAACAGAAUGAAGCCAUCACUGAAGACUUUCUAUGACUAAGUCUGUGUGUUCAGCACACAUGCAGUUGUUGCAAAAGAGCAGCACGAGUUUAAUUUUGAUGCGAGAUGAGUUUUUGUUUUCUGAGUGAAAAGUUUUUUGCUCAUAUUUGCAGACGAUUAUGUAAUGAAUAAAAGUCAUUCGGCUCCCUCUAGUGUUUGUUUUAGUCCAAACAAAGGCUGUUGUUUGCUGCCUGCUCUUUUACCUAUGCAACUUUUCAAAGAGUUUCAGAAACCUGUAGAACAGGUGCAACUUGUACUUUAUGCAGUGUAACAAGGCUCGCCGGUUGACUCGAUGGGCGGGCUCGAGUUUCCUACAAAUUGCGAUAUUACAUCUGUCCGGCGUCCACGGUGCGUGCCGACUCUCGUGAGAGUUUGCAGUGAUUGAUGCAAAGGAACCUGGAGGUGUCCUGCACUGUGUGGACUGUGGCUUCUGUCUGUGUGUCAGAGAGAUUCAGUGUCAUUAUAUUUGUCAAAAUGAAAAUGAAGGGGGGUGCUGGGGUUACACUGAGGUUGUUUUCUAAAGAGUUUAUAUUCAGUUACUUGCUCUCUCUUGUUAACUCUGUAAAGACGGUGAGUGAAGGAACCACACAGCAGUUUCUCCUCUCUUCGCUCUGAUCCUCCCCCCGUCCCAGCCUGUUUCCUGCUGCCUUACUUCCUUCCUUUCUUGCAUCUCAUAUUCCAGCAGGAGCCCGCGUCAGCUGAUUUUAGCUUUAGCUCUGUUUGGUACUGACUGCCUGUGGUUCUUUUCCAUCACUUAGUCUCACUAUUUAAUUUGUUUCUUUUUGGUGUCUUACUUUUUUCUGUUUUUCUUUUUUUUUUUUUUAGUUGCGUAUGAAAAUGUACAGUUCUGUUAUUUAAAGAAUGUUUUUGUCCACUAGUGUUACUACUAUGUUUUUUUUUUUUUUGUAAUGUCAUUUGAGUUUUUGUUUUUCCCUAAGAUAUAAAAUUUUAUUGGUUUGUAUCAUAUGUCAUAGUGCUUAUCUUUCUGAUUUAAUAUAAACAAUAAAACUCUAUACUGUGCAUUAA
Molecule: messenger RNA, 5531 nt
Organism: Oreochromis niloticus (Nile tilapia)
Lineage: Eukaryota; Metazoa; Chordata; Actinopteri; Cichliformes; Cichlidae
Gene: crtc3
Product: CREB regulated transcription coactivator 3
Exons: 15
Coding region: 1280-3172 (630 amino acids)
Biological process (GO): positive regulation of transcription by RNA polymerase II; protein homotetramerization
Cellular component (GO): cytoplasm; nucleus
Molecular function (GO): cAMP response element binding protein binding
Source: RefSeq, a predicted model, not a curated record